Stegostoma tigrinum is the source of this 4319-nucleotide messenger RNA. Its product is annotated as probable E3 ubiquitin-protein ligase HERC4. Lineage: Eukaryota; Metazoa; Chordata; Chondrichthyes; Orectolobiformes; Stegostomatidae. The transcript has 23 exons. The record is from RefSeq and is a predicted model, not a curated record. Gene Ontology annotation, molecular function: ubiquitin-protein transferase activity. Bases 71 to 3136 code for a protein of 1021 amino acids.
GAGAGGAUGACACAGGAGGGAGGGACGGAGAGGACUCCGGAUGAACAGUUAACAAGCUGCUGGCGGACAGAUGAUGUUGUGCUGGGGAGAUGGCGUGUCCUGCCAGCUAGGAUUAAGGCACCAAGACACUUCAGUGCCGCAGGAAGUGGAAUGUCUCCGGAACCGGGCGGUGAAAGCAGCCUGCUGUGGAGAAAGGCACUCGGUGUUCCUCCUGGGCGAUGGCACCGUGUUUACUUGCGGCGAAAACGGGAACGGACAACUCGGGAGGCAGGAGAGCGACUUCUCCAUCGGACAGGUAAUGGCUCUGAGCACAGAGGAGGUUGUCCAUGUGGCAUGUGGCAAGCAUCACACCUUGGCUCUUUGUCAAAAUGGAUCUGUCUUUGGCUGGGGAGCUGGAACGUAUGGGCAGCUGGGCAAUGAGAGAUGCUGUGGUAUUGUUCCUUAUCCAAGGAGAGUAGAAUUGGCUGGCGUUCCAAUAGUACAGGUUACGUGUGGCCGUUUCCAUUCCCUGGCUCUUUCUAAAGGUGGUGUUGUCUAUUCCUGGGGACAGAAUACCUAUGGCCAGCUUGGUCUUGGCAAAGACAUGUACAGCCAGAUACAACCCCAACAUGUCGUCUCUCUCACUGGAAUUCCAGUGGCACAGAUCGCUGCAGGGGGAAGGCACAGCUUUGUUCUGUCUCUCUCUGGGGCAGUGUUCAGCUGGGGAAGAAACAGUCAUGGACAGCUGGGCCUCAAGAGCACAGUGGAUAAAGUCAGCCCGUGUCGUGUGAAGCAAAUGAAGGAGCUCAGAGUCACGUACAUCUCUUGUGGGAAUCAUCAUACCGCUCUACUAACAAAGAAUGGAAGUGUGUUCACAUGCGGAGAAGGAAGAGCUGGGCAACUGGGACUGAGCACAAAAGAUGAUGUGAACACCUUUCAGAAGGUAGACCAAAUCAAGGACGAGGUAUCGCAGAUCGCCUGUGGCAGUUAUCACACCCUCGCCUACAUCCCAUCCUCUGAUCUUGUGGUUUCGUUUGGUUUUGCAAUCAAUGGAAAAUUGGAGGAAAGUUCAACAAACAAUCAUAUUCAUGCAGAGUUACAGAAUGCCAAAAUUUACAAGAUUUUUGCAGGAGCAAAUGCCAAUUUCAUUCUCACUCAGUGUCCAAUGCCUGCAGCUGAUUUCCGUUGCAGGGACAGUGCGCAGCAGAUUCUCACAUUGAAUGAAGCUAUCGUCAACAAAUGGAUCAACACAGCUGAUUACAGCAAAGAAAGGGAUGAAGCAAAAAAGGAAAUUGAAAUAGUAUUCUCCUCCUCAUCCUGUGUCACUGGGAGUUUUCUGAAGCAAAGUGAUAAUGGAGACCAACCCAAAACAGGGACUGACCUUUUGAGUGUUGACGUGGAAGCAGCCAGGGAAUUAUUUAGGAAGCUUAUGAUAACGGACUGGAUUGUCAAAACAAUAAUUCCAUUUCUGGCAUGGCAUUUAAUCCCAAAUCUUAAGAACUUGUGUCAUGACAAAGAAGCACUGAUGAUUUAUUUGAUUCUGCCAGAGAGUUCCUUGAUGCAAUACAAUGAAACUAUGCAAGAUAUGCUUUCUGUCUAUGUGGGAGCCAUUGAGAGGCUAAAUGAUGCUUCAAAAAACAUUCUGAAAAAUUGCUGGUCGACGUUGAAGUCAUCGUAUUUGAACAAUGUUGUCCAAACAUUUAGGGCUGCAGUGGUAAUUUUGCUUACAAGCCUCCAUGCCUUGUAUACAGAAUUGCCAUGCCAUCCUUCAAUUAAUAUAUUGGAAAAUAUUUUAAGGGAAGCUCUGAAUGUUCUAGAACUGGUGUAUCAUGCAAAUAUGAAAUCACAUCACAAAAUUCCACAAAACAAAUUCUACAUCGAUGAAGUUCUCCUGUUUGAUGUUGGCUUUGAAGUCAUUAGAUUUAAAGAACAUCAACUACGGCCCAAUGGGUUAGAAGAUAAGAAGGUACCACUUUGUUGCUAUCCAUUCAUCUUCAAUUUAAAUGCCAAGAUUCAGAUACUUCACAUGAAUUCAGUUUGGGAGAAAGCUAAAGCCUUUGUUGAAGCAAUGAAUUUCACAUACCGUAACAUCUGUAUGGGAAACCCUGAACCGCCCAAGUAUCCCAUCUUUAAACUGAAGGUUAACCGCCAAGAUUUGAUCACUGAUACUUUUAAGAAGCUGAUACAAGUUGAUGAGGAGGAUCUGCGGAAGGAACUCAAGGUAAAGUUUGAUGGAGAACCGGGUGAGGAUCUGGGAGCUAUAAGGCAGGAAUUCUUCCUUUUUCUCUUUAGACAGUUGAUUCAACCAGAUUCCAAAAUGUUUAUUUACCGUGAAGACUUCAGAAUCAUUUGGUUUCCCCCAGAGAUUUCAGUGCCCAUCAAAAACUACCGCCUGCUAGGAAUACUUUGCGGCCUUGUUGUAUAUAAUUUCAGUGUCGUCUACAUCCCAUUCCCACUUGCACUCUUCAAGAAGCUACUGGGUAUGAUGCCCACAUUGGAGGAUCUGAAGGAGCUAGUUCCUUCUUUCGAGAACCUACUGCAGCAUAUUCUGAACAGUGACGAGGACCUAGAUGUGGACAUAAACUUUUCUAUUACCUGGGAGAAAAAGGAGGUUGAGCUCAUUCCAAAUGGCAGGGACCGGGCUGUGACGAAAGAGAACACGGAGGAAUAUUUGAAUGCCUACAUCAAUUACGUAUUCACAACAUCAGUCAAAGAACCCUUUGAUGAGUUUCAAAGAGGUUUCUAUAAAGUUUGCGACAAGACUCUACUAAAGUUCUUCCAGCCACAAGAGCUGAUGGGCAUAUUGAUUGGAAAUGAUGACUAUGAUUGGAACAUGCUGGAAAAGAAUACCACAUACAGUGACAAUUACAGCAGAUCACACCCAACCAUUGAGAUAUUUUGGAAAGUGUUCCAUGAGCUGUCUUUGACUGAGAAGAAAAAGUUCCUGUUAUUUCUUACAGGCAGUGAUCGUCUUUCAGUGAUGGGAAUGGUGUGUGUGAACAUGCAUAUUAUCUGGAGUCCACUGUCAGAAGACAACUACCCAGAGGCAGAUGUCUGCUUUAGUAACCUGAGACUUCCAGAAUACAGCAGCACUGAAACUUUGAAAAAGCAACUGCUGACAGCCAUUAACACUAAAGAAAGAUUUGACAAAUUAUGAAGCACAUUUACAAUGAGGAAAAUGCAUUACAUUCCAUUUGGACUGUAUUUUAACUUCUAAUAGCACUUGCAAGUCAACACUUGCAUCAUCCUAGCUUAUGGUAGUCACCCAUCCACAUCAAGCAAAUGACACUAACCAAAAAAACCCACCCAAAAGAACCGCGGAUGCUGUAAAUCAGGAGCGAAAACAAAGUUGCUGGAAAAGCUCAGCAGAUCUGGUAGCAUCUGUGAAGGAGAAAACAGAGUUAACAUUUCGGUCUGGUGACCCUUCCUCAGAACUCAUGGUGGCUGGGAAAACAUCAGUUUAUAUGCAGAAAAUAAGGAGGUGUACUCCCUAUAGAAGUACUCCCUAACCCAAUCAUCUCCCUAACAAACUCACCAUUUAUGAUCUUAUUGAAAGGAAGAGCAAGCUUGAAGGGCUGAAUUAUCCAGUUUUUUGCUCCUAAUUCAAAUGUUUGAGACCCACAGUGGUAAAUUGAUUUUCCUGCAACUGUUCCUUUGAUUAGACCUAUCAUUCAAUUCCUCUACCAUCUGAUUGGCCGUGGCAAAGACGGACGGCAAAUAAGGUGACCAUAUCUUCCAACAUUACAUCACAACCAGCAGAUGCCUUUUGCUGAAAGAUCAUUUUCUCUGUGGACAGGUCCCCUAGCCUGAUUCACAACCCACCAUCAGGACAGUUCACUUGACCACGUCUAGUGUGGUAAUUGGGUUUGGUGUGGUGGAGGGUAAGGAGACAGCAUGAGGCUCCUACUCUGCUGGACCUCUGCCCAUUAUUCAGAGGCUUCUGCUCCCAUAUUUUUGACUCAAAAAAUAGGAAUGCCACGACCACAAACCAAGGCUCACUGUCUAGUGUCUGAUCACUAAGGCUCCAGUUAUUAGAGAUCAUUCAGUCAGGAACCAUGAUAGAGCCAGGCAAGAGGAGUCUGAGUGAAAUCAAAAAUAAACUGUAUUCCAUUUCCUCCAAGUACUUUUGAAUAUUAAUGUGAAAAAAGAGGACAUGUGGUAAGAGGCAGGGUGGAGAUAACAGGUUGUGGCAGGAAUUGUGCAGGAAAAUGUCGGAAUCAGAGUUGGCAAGUUGUUAAAUUACUGAUUCCACUCAAAAUUAAAAUGUGACAAAUAUCUUUGUGUUUAUGUGUUAAUGAUCUUUCUGACUAUAUAUAAUCAAUUUGAAGCAAAUCAUUAUU